Bombus pyrosoma is the source of this 1580-nucleotide messenger RNA. RefSeq names its product N-alpha-acetyltransferase 11 (gene vnc). Gene Ontology annotation, cellular component: NatA complex. Gene Ontology annotation, biological process: N-terminal peptidyl-glutamic acid acetylation. The coding region runs from base 569 to 1123 and encodes 184 amino acids. The record is from RefSeq and is a predicted model, not a curated record. The transcript is spliced from 2 exons. NCBI's taxonomy places the organism in Eukaryota, Metazoa, Arthropoda, Insecta, Hymenoptera, Apidae. Gene Ontology annotation, molecular function: protein N-terminal-serine acetyltransferase activity; protein-N-terminal-glutamate acetyltransferase activity.
UACUAUUCCGUCACCGAUUCAAAAUGGCGUGUUACCAUUGAACGAAAAAACGUAGAUAAAAUCUUUAUUUCAUGGUGCUAAAUCCGUCGUUCGUGUUUUUAUAUUUGGUGAAUUUAAUAUUCUUGCUAAGAGAGCAAGAAAGAAAGAGGUUAUGACACAGUUCCCGUGUGUGUCGUUCUAGGAAGUCCGUUAGUAUAUUCAUAAUCGGGUUGUGGAAUUAAUAAUGCAGGAAAUCGUUCUAGCAGCCUUCUCCGUGAUAUCGAGUCUACUCAUAGUAUUUGGUCUGGUGCUGCUGGGUAAGAACGAUAGGUUGGUAUUUAGUUUGGAAGUUUUUCCUUUCAAGGUUCAGGUUUGUCCGGGAACUAUUGGGUGGAAUGAGUGAAUCCUCUCCUGUAAAUGACUUAAAGAAUGGUAGAUCUCGCAUGAAAAAAAUUCGCAAAGAUUAAGGACACGUUUUUAUAUUUGAGACAAGAAGAUUAUUAGAAAGAGAAGGACCAUCAAAUUAACAAAAUUGACCAAAGCAAAAUUGUCUUUCAUUUAUAUAUCUAUAAUAUUUUAAUUUAUCAAAAUGUCUAUAAAUAUACGCUGUGCUACGACAGAUGAUUUACUAAAUAUACAACAUUGCAAUUUACAAUGCUUGCCAGAAAAUUAUCAAAUGAAAUAUUACUUAUACCAUGCUCUUUCGUGGCCACAGUUGAGUUACGUGGCAGAAGAUGAAAAAGGCAGGAUAGUAGGCUAUGUCCUUGCUAAAAUGGAAGAAGAUUGCGAAGAUAAUCCACAUGGACACAUUACUAGUUUGGCAGUAAAAAGGUCACAUAGAAGACUUGGUAUUGCACAAAAGCUUAUGAAUCAAGCUUCCAGGGCAAUGGUUGAAUGUUUUGGUGCAAAAUAUGUUUCUCUACAUGUUCGUAGAAGUAAUCGGGCAGCGUUGAAUUUAUACACAAGCAGUUUGCAAUUUGAAGUAUCAGAAGUUGAACCAAAAUAUUAUGCUGACGGAGAAGAUGCUUAUGCUAUGAAACGCGAUCUUAGUAGCUUUUAUUUGGAAAAGAAUGCAGCAAAAGAAAAAACAAACAAAGAUGGUAAUACGCACAUACAUACUGGCAGAUGCUGUGAUCGUUCAUAGUCAAAUUGGGAUGUUUACCUAUAAGUCACAACUGAUUCCACGCAUCAUUAAUUCAAUACUGUUUGAAUUCAAAUCAGUAUCAUACGUACGAAUACAUAUAAUAUUUUUCAUAAAUAGAUUUCCAUGAAAAGUGCACGAAAUAAUCAUGAGUCAAGCAUCAUGGCUUGAAUGUUUGACAUAUUAUCAUUAUGAAAAUUUUGCAAAUACUUAGAAUAUUAGUGUUCAUUCGAGCCUUACCUGAGACAUGAAAUGUUUUAUAUACCGCUAAAAAAAAGGGGUGUACUUGUUAAUAAUUAUACAGCAGAUAGGAGAGAGACAGAACUAAUGUAUGUUCGAUGCGGAUUGAGUUAAAAAGUUUGUAAUAAAUGUAUCAUUGCGUGUAGUUAAUCGAUAUAUUGUGUUACUUAAGACCUACGACUCUUAAUAUAAUAAUAAAGACGAUAAGCAGAGAUGACAA